Molecule: messenger RNA, 751 nt
Organism: Vitis riparia (riverbank grape)
Lineage: Eukaryota; Viridiplantae; Streptophyta; Magnoliopsida; Vitales; Vitaceae
Product: probable histone H2A variant 3
Exons: 2
Coding region: 107-517 (136 amino acids)
Cellular component (GO): nucleosome
Molecular function (GO): DNA binding; protein heterodimerization activity; structural constituent of chromatin
Source: RefSeq, a predicted model, not a curated record
AAUAUCUCAAAAUUUCUUCGUCUGGUCUUUGGCAUCUUCGUCCUCGCUCUGCCGACUUCGUUCCGCCUUUGCUUCGACUUGAGGAAACCCUAAUUUUCUCGGGAAAAUGUCAGGAAAAGGUGCGAAGGGUUUGAUAAUGGGGAAAUCCUCAACCCUAAAUGGUAACAAGGACAAGGACAAGAAGAAACCCAUCUCUCGCUCUUCUCGUGCUGGUCUUCAGUUCCCAGUUGGUCGGGUCCACCGUCUACUGAAGACAAGGGUUUCUGCAAAUGGAAGGGUUGGAGCAACAGCUGCUGUUUAUACAGCAGCCAUAUUGGAGUACCUGACAGCAGAAGUAUUGGAACUGGCUGGGAAUGCUAGCAAGGAUCUGAAGGUAAAACGUAUAACACCCAGGCAUUUGCAGCUUGCUAUUCGGGGAGAUGAGGAACUUGAUACCCUCAUCAAAGGAACCAUAGCUGGUGGAGGAGUGAUCCCACACAUCCACAAGUCGCUCAUCAAUAAAUCCUCCAAGGAGUAGGUCUAGUUUGUAACAAGUUCCUUUCAAGCUUCUCAUUUCUGUACUCUGAAACCCUUGAAGAUUGUGUGAGAAACAAUGACCAAAGUCCCAUCUAAGGCUGCUUUCUCCCUCUUCUGCUGUUUACGGUUAUCUUACCUUCUUUUAAUGUUAUUGCACAGCAAAUUUGACUAGUGUGAUGUAGGUAAGCAAAACAUCUGCUCAUCAAUAUUAAUACAUUAUUGAAUUAUGCGGAAA